AUGCUAAGCGCGCACCUUAUCGACGCCUUUAAGUCGCGCCUCGAGCUAUGGCAGAAGUACAACCAGGGGACCCUGCCCGACAAUAUCGUUAUCUUCCGCGACGGCGCCUGCCGCGCUAAGUAUCCGGCCAAGGCGUCGCCGCCGCGCCUAACUAUUGUCGUCUCGGCCACGGCCGCUAACGAGCUCGAGAGCCUCACCUACGAGCUAUGCUACCUAUACGGCCGCGCUAUAAAGGCCGUCAGCAUCUGCCCGCCCGCCUACUACGCCGACAUUGUAUGCGAGCGCGCCCGCGCUUACCGGCCCGAGAUCUUCGAGGUCCACGAGACGCUAAAGGACACUAUAUACUAUAUCUAG
This is a messenger RNA of Hirsutella rhossiliensis, 354 nucleotides long. Its product is annotated as piwi domain-containing protein. The transcript is spliced from 4 exons. NCBI's taxonomy places the organism in Eukaryota, Fungi, Ascomycota, Sordariomycetes, Hypocreales, Ophiocordycipitaceae. The record is from RefSeq and is a predicted model, not a curated record. Gene Ontology annotation, molecular function: nucleic acid binding. The coding region runs from base 1 to 354 and encodes 117 amino acids.